This is a messenger RNA of Anisakis simplex (herring worm), 1878 nucleotides long. The record is from the annotation of a GenBank genome assembly. NCBI's taxonomy places the organism in Eukaryota, Metazoa, Nematoda, Chromadorea, Rhabditida, Anisakidae.
AUGUUGACAGUCAAAGACCUGACCAGUGAUUUCUUUCAAAAAUUCUUUACGAAUGACCCGACUUGUCCGAAAAGUCCGGUGCUUCAAGUCAUUGAAGCACGUAUGCUGAAGAAUCCAGUGGAAAAUAGACACCGAUUCCGCUUAUCUGAUGGCGUUUUCCAUUAUUCUACGUGUACGCAUACACCGGCGCUUUUCGAUCGUGUUGAAGCCGACAAAUUGAGUGAAGGACAUCCGGUCAUUCGCGUACUGCAAUACUCGAAGAAAAUGACCAAAAGCGAACGUGCACCACAAGGAAGACUAACCGUAACCAUCGACGAUUAUGAAGUGUUAGGAAGUGAUUUGCCCGUUUUGGGCCAACCGGUUGCGCAUUCGGGUAAUGAAAGUGACUUCAAAGGCUUGAAUGUGCAGAAUGUCAUUCAACACCAAGAACAACAGAAUGGUAACGCGACUGUGCAUCAAGGUAAACAUCACUUGCAGAAGUUAUCGAGCUUAUUACUAUUGCUGUGGAAUCAGAAUCCAACAACGCCAAAUAAAGGCGGAUCAUUCGGAGGACAGAAUAUCACGCCGAUUCGUUUGAUUACUCCAUAUGUCAAUAAAUGGCGAAUUUGUGGAGUGGUAACAGCAAAGGAGGAACUGCGAGUGAUCAGAACGGCUCAACGCGGUGAAUUGAAAGUAUUCAAUUUUGAAAUAACCGAUGAAGAGGGUGGUUGCAUUCGUGUGGCAGCGUUCGCCGAGAUGGCCGAGAAAUUCUACGCGAUGAUACAGAAAGGAUCGAUGUAUUAUGUGAUGAAUGGCAAUGUGAAACAAGCAAAUAAGCGAUUCAACACAACCGGUCACGAUUACGAGCUGAGUGUGAGACAAGACACUGAUAUUUCACCUUGUGUCGAUAGAAGUAUGAUCGCAGAACCAAAAAUGAAACUGUCAAUUGUGCCGCUAUCAGCAGUUCCAGCACGUGCCGGACAAUGUAUUGACGUAUUGGCUAUCAUUGAUCAAAUCUCUGAGUUGCAACAGGUAACGCAACGCAGCACUGGAGCGUUAUUGGAUAAACGAGAUAUACACUUGAUCGAUACGAGUGGCACGGUUGUGGUGUUGACAUUGUGGGGUGAACAAGCCAAGAAGAAUGACACCGACCUGCUGCAUCAAGUGGUCGGCAUUAAAGGAGCCAGUGUUCGCGAAUAUAACGGAAGUUACAAUUUAUCGGCGAUGAACUCAACUCGAAUUGAAGUAAAUCCAGAUUGCACUGAGUCAAGAGCGUUGUACGUAUGGUUCCGAGAGAAGAGACCUAGUAUUGAGACAAAAUAUGUGACUAGCACUGUCUUGUCGGGUGAUGCUUAUGCUCGUGAUUUGCACGUAAUCGGUAUAGCGAAAGACUUAAAUUUUGGCCAAGAAGAACCGAAGGGUGCCUACUUCAAUGUCACUGCUAUGAUUUCAUCAAUAAAAACCGAUGGUGCUCUUUAUAAGAGUUGUGGUACUAAUGGCUGUAAAAAGAAAGUGAUCGAAUUUGAGAAUGGUUACCGAUGUGAGAAAUGUGAUUUGACAUUGGACUCCUACAAAUACGUUCUGCUACUCUCGAUGGAAAUAGCCGACUUCUCUGGAUUGCACUGGGUGACGGUCUUCGAAGAGAAAGCCUAUAAAUUGUUGAAUAAAACAGCUGAGGAGUUGGGAAACUUCCUGGAUCAUGAUCAGUUGGAUGAGUACAACGAUGCAUUCAGUGCGAUACGUUUCCGUCAAUAUACAUUCCGUAUUCGCGCAAAAUCAGAAGUGAUUUUUCAGGAUGCCCAACGUAUAAAAUGGACCGUUUUUGAUGUUCAUCCUGUGGAUUACGAUAAAUACGCAAAUGAAUUGACGAAAGCAAUCGAAAAACUGGAGAGUCUUUGA